Pipistrellus nathusii (Nathusius's pipistrelle) is the source of this 693-nucleotide messenger RNA. The record is from the annotation of a GenBank genome assembly. NCBI's taxonomy places the organism in Eukaryota, Metazoa, Chordata, Mammalia, Chiroptera, Vespertilionidae.
AUGAGGUUGGCAGGCCCGCUCCGCAUCGUGGCCCUGGUUGUGACUGUGGCUCUCACCUGGAUCAUAGUCAGCAUCUUCCUGGGUGGGCCUGGCACUGGCUUCUCUCGCAUCCAGCAACUCUUCAUCAGCCCAGAGAACUCAGUGACGGCAGAGCCGCGGGCCAGGAAGUACAAGUGCGGCCUGCCCCAGCCGUGUCCUGAGGAGCAUCUGGCCUUCCGCAUGGUCAGCGGGGCUGCCAAUGUCAUCGGGCCCAAGAUCUGCCUGGAGGACAAGAUGCUCAUGAGCAGUGUCAAGGACAACGUGGGUCGAGGACUGAACAUUGCCCUGGUGAAUGGAGUCAGCGGUGAGCUCAUCGAGGCCCGGGCCUUCGACAUGUGGGCAGGAGAUGUCAACGAUCUACUGAAGUUUAUCCGGCCACUGCAUGAAGGCACCCUGGUGUUUGUGGCAUCUUACGACGACCCAGCCACCAAGAUGAACGAAGAGACCAGGAAGCUUUUCAGCGAUUUGGGCAGCAAGAACGUCAAGGAGCUCGCCUUCCGGGACAGCUGGGUGUUUGUGGGGGCCAAGGGUGUGCAGAACAAGAGCCCCUUUGAGCAGCAUAUGAAGAACAGCCGGCACACCAACAAGUAUGAAGGCUGGCCCGAGGCGCUGGAGAUGGAAGGCUGCAUCCCGAGGAGAAGCACAGCCAGCUAG